Messenger RNA from Leptonychotes weddellii (Weddell seal), 3279 nucleotides. Lineage: Eukaryota; Metazoa; Chordata; Mammalia; Carnivora; Phocidae. The record is from RefSeq and is a predicted model, not a curated record.
UCAGAAGAAGGAGCGAUUUGGGGGUACUUUCUAGGUUCUGGUGAGAUUUGGCUCUGAUGUGAACUCUGCUGAAAGAACAGGAAGUGAGGUCGUGUCUCUAGCAUGCAGUGUUAGAAUGAGCUGUGGAUGUCUAAAUAUGGGCAGCCGUGCGGCUCAUCCCAGCACGUGUGUGGAGACUUCCUAUCACUGGGGACUUCCCUGUUGGCGACUUUGAUUCUUAAAGGUGCACAGCGGUGUGGAAGUCUAGAGGUGCAUCUGCCUGUUGAGGUAGGAGCCUGGGAUUCUGUUCGAAGUGCCGUCUGAGGAGCCAUCUCCUGACCUUCAUCGAGCUCAGGCAGACAAAGAGAUGUGCAAAUGCAGUGUUUAGGUUUCCAGUUUGUACGAUAGUCCUGCAUAGGACUCCACGAGCACAAAGUUGCACAAGAAUUGAAAGAACUACAGCGUGGCCAAGGGGCUUGUGCCCGGGAAGACUUGCUGGGUGGGGCCGGGCUCCAUCUGCGCUAGGAUACCGCACCCCACGGGACACAUAGACACCCCUGAGAAACCGCUUCCUGGCUCCGCUCCAUUGGGCCACCUUUCGUACUUCCUUCUGUGAUAAGUCAUUUGUGUUUGUGUCCACUGGAAACCCUUCUGGAGUCCUAAAGGGGGCGGCAAGGGACACCCACCACUGCGCCCCCUGCACCGUCCGGGUGGGAUGCGAGUUCCCUCCUAUUCCUUUUCUGUCCAGUGCAGAGCUGCGGAGAAUCUGCAUCUGAGGCUUUGCCUGGCUGGUUGGAGGGACCUGUGGCUUACGAAGAUUUACAGAUGGAUCCAGUGGAAAAGACAACAAACAGAAGUGAACAAAAAUCCAGUAGAAAGUUUCUGAAAAGCCUCAUCCGGAAGCAGCCGCAGGAGUUGCUGCUGGUCAUCGGGACGGGCGUGAGCGCCGCCGUGGCCCCGGGGAUCCCCGCCCUCUGCUCGUGGAGGGGCUGCAUCGAGGCGGUCAUCGAGGCCGCCGAGCAGCUGGAGGUCCUUCACCCGGGGGACGUGGCCGAGUUCCGCCGGAAGGUGACAAAGGACCGGGACCUGCUGGUGGUCGCACAUGAUCUGAUCCGGAAGAUGUCCCCUCGUACGGGUGACACCAAGCCCAACUUCUUCCAGGACUGCCUGAUGGAGAUUUUCGACAACCUGGAGCAGCACAUCCAGAACCCGCUGGUGCUGCAGUCCAUCCUCAGCCUGAUGGAGAGGGGCACCAUGGUGCUGACCACCAACUACGACAACCUGCUGGAGCUCUUCGGGCAGCAGCAGAGCAAGCCCAUGGAGUCUCUGGACCUGAAGGACAAGACGAAGGUCCUUCAGUGGGCGAGAGGGCACAUCAAAUACGGCGUUCUUCAUAUUCACGGCUUGUACACGGACCCCUGCGGGAUGGUCCUGGACCCGUCGGGGUAUAAAGAUGUCACGCAGGACCCAGAAGUAAUGGAAGUCCUCCAGAACUUGUACCGCACCAAGUCCUUCCUGUUUGUGGGCUGCGGAGAGACCCUCCGUGACCAGAUCUUCCAGGCCCUCUUCCUGUACUCGGUGCCCAACAGGGUGGAGCUGGAGCACUACAUGGUCGUGCUCAAGGAGAGUGAAGACCAUUUCUUCAAGCACCAAGCAGACAUGCUUUUGCAUGGGAUUAAAGUCGUGUCCUAUGGAGACUGUUUUGACUACUUUCCUGGCUACGUGCAGGACCUUGCCACUCAGAUCUGCAGGCAGCGCAGUCCAGGUAGGGGGUUUUCUUUCUCGACUUCUCCAGGUACGAGACUGAUUGAGUUCUUUCCGGUUUUUCCUUUUUGUUUUGAGAUCCAAUUUGCACGCUAUAAAAUAAAACGGAGAUGUAACUUCUGUACCACUAAGUUCCCGAGCCCUCUGGUGAUCUUAAAAAGGUGUGUGUGCCAAAUAGAAGGCCGGGUAGUCGGUGUGACGGUGACCUCUGUGCACAGGACGUGAGCGCUUAAGGCUGUGCCGACAGCAGUCCGAGUUUAUUCCUGUUUCAGACGGCUCACCAUGCAUCCAGUUACCUUAGCCAGGAGACCGCGCCCGCCAGUGUCUGCAGCGGAGACACCGAAGCUGGGAAAGCACAGAGCCCUCAGGUGCCCUUAGGUCCUCGCUGCGUUUUACAAGUUAAAACUGCAGAGGCACAAAAUGAUCUCAUGAAGACUUUUACAUCUUUUUGCACAUAACAUCUUUACCCUGUUCUGCUGCGUGCAACACACCUUUUUAAGUAAUUCUCCUGGGCCCAGCUUUUGGGGAACUGCCAGGAAUGACCAAGAUAAUGGAGGAGGUUUUAAAUUGGUCAUCCUGACAUAGGGCAGUUAAUGGCUUUAAGUUUGGGGUCCUAAAACAUGGAUGAUGGUAGACUUGGAAAGGUCUGGACUGGCUGGAUUUAAUGACAAGAACCGAGCCCUGCUGCCCUGGGCAGGGGAACUGGGUCAGCACACAGCCACUGCACGUGCCCGCUGUGACCUCAAAGACUAGAGGAUGCCAAGAUCACGGGUAACUGGAUGCACACAGGGUCCAGUAGCGUCAUCUGUCCCCACUAGUCCUGGUCGGAACCGCCAGUGGCUAGCCUGUGGACCGGCGUAAGUUGCUUCUCCACGGAGGAGAGUAGAGGCAGGGCACUAGUCCGUUUCUGAGGCAGAGAAGGAGCCGGGCCGGACGCUCACUGGGUCACACUCUGCUCUGAGUUUCACCUCCUUGAGACCUUCAUUUUCAGUCCCAGUAUCCGCGGCCACUUAAGUAGGUGAUUUGACAGGUGGUGAGACCAGCUCAGAGAGGUCAAUCACUUGCCCAGGUAGUUCCCAGAGAUUUUGGAGCUGGGACUGGAAUCCAUUGUGUCCCAAACAGGCCCACGGGCCUGGCUCUGGAGCGGGGCGGAGGCGCUCCCCAUCCUGCCCCUACCCACGGCCUCUCCUGCCUCUGCACACACGGCUCCCCGGAGGACCAGGACCUCAUGGACCACCCGUGUGGGCGCGGGCCCCUGGGUGCCUUCCUGGCCCCACGGAGGCCGCAUUCCCAGACCCUGGCAGCUGAGUGGAUCUGGCAAGCUGUCGGGGCCGAAAGAUCUUCUGGACUUAUAAUCUGUGACUGGGUCCUUAAGGACAUUGUCCUUACGUUCGUGAAGGACCUCUCCUGAUUGGAGAGGUGGUGUCCUGGUGUUGACAGCUAUGACCGCGACAGCGGGUGCCCUUUCUCCCUGUGUGCCAGGCGGGCCCAGCUGUGCCGCGCUCCACGCGCUGACCCCCGCCCCCCGGUCCUCAC